GCGAUCUAUAAAAGGCAGCGAUUCAGUCUUGGUGGGCAAUCAAAUCGCCGGCGACCCCCACUCAAUCCUCGCCUAAGAAAAUCCAUUACUACUUUACAUUUCCAAUAAUCUCUUAUAAUAACAAUUCGAAGCAGUAAUUUAAUACUAAUUACAAAGCAAAGAAUGGCGCAAAGGCAGGAAGAUCGGAUCAGUACGUUGCCGGACGAGGUUCUAAUCAACAUACUUUCCAGAGUUCCGAUGACCGUCGGUUGCAGAACCGGGGUGCUGUCGAGGAGGUGGGAGAAUCUAUGGAAUCAAGUCAGCAACGUUUGCUUCUUCGGAGACUACGAUGAUAUUGUGGUGAAGGACGUCGGACCGGAGAACGGGUUCUUCGCCUUCGUCGACCACGUUCUGAACCGCUGCAAUUCUCAGAAAAUCGAUCGAUUCUGGAUUCAGUUUAAACUUCUCGACGAUAAGGAUUUAUCCCGGAUCACAAACUGGGCACAAUUCGCCGUCGACCGGAAAGCCGAUGACAUCGCCCUGAUGCAACAGGGGGCUUGGAAUGAGGUAACUUUGCCUGAGAUUCUGGUGUCAUAUUUACCCCUAAAGAAGCUGAAACUGAAGUUUUUCAAGUUCGGGGAAACUCAAGUCAUCAAUUGGCCUUGUCUGACGCGACUAACAUUGCAGUCAGUGAACCUGAAUGAUGAGGAAGUAGAAAGAUUGCUCGCAGGUUGCCCGGCCCUUGAAACACUGGAGCUUAUCCACUACGGGUUUUUCCGGGAACUCAAAAUCAAGUCAGCAAGGGUGAAGACGCUGAUAUUGGAGAGCUGUAUCUCAUUGAAUCUGGACUACAACAAUGAUGCAUGGCUACACAUCCGCGCUCCUCAUCUUCAAAAUCUGGAGGUUUACGGCGAGGCCGAUUGCCGCCUUGUGAAUGUUUCCUCCUUGGUCGAUGCAACCUUCGAUUGUGAGAUGAAACUUGACAACAUUAAUGGCUUUCUUCCCAGCGCUUCUCACGCUCGGCGCCUUACCUUUACCUCCUGGUUUAUGGAGGCAUUUUCACUUUUCGACUUCAAGAAAGUAGCGGCUUCGAAGUUCAAUUGCAAAGAGCUGGUCCUACGUGGUGACAUAAGGAGUUACAACAUUUCCGGAAUAGCGAGAUUCAUCCUUGCCUUGCCUCUUUUGGAAACUUUGGACAUGUUUUUAUGCUCUUCGCCGUUACUCGAUACUCCAAAGAUAUUCACAGGCAAUGAGGAGUAUUACGAUUCCAAUUACCAUGUCUGUAAUGCCCCUGUAAAUAAUAUGAAAGAGUUACUCGAGGAGUCAUCCAUAUCCAAAGGUAUAGAGGGUUAUGUUUCCAAAUUUAAUGUGAAGAAUGCUCGUUUGAACAAAAUGAAGGAGGUCAACUUUUACCACGGUUAUUGGUGUUGUUCCGAAGACGAUUUUGAAAACAAAAACGAGCUUCCACAACUUGCAGAGUUUGUUUUGAGAAGAGCUACCAACUUAGAGAGGCUAUGUUUGGUAUCGAGGAAAGAAUGGAAUUGCAGAGAGUGCUCAAGGAAUUGCGUAGCACAAUUCUUCUCUGAAUUGGCCACGAAGUUACAUCAAUGUCCAAAACUUUCUCCCAAUGCCGUUAUUCAUCUCUCUGAAUUCAAUUAUAAUUGUUCGAGUGGAUAGUUUAAUUUAUGUUAUUAUUUGUGUAGUUUACAUGUGAUUGCUUGGGGAUCUUGUUUGAUUUAUAACUAUGUAUUUUUUUUUAAUCCACCUAAUGAAUCGUAAUCAUGAAUAUGUAACUAUUGGUAAUGUAAAAGUUAAAAGAAGCAAAUUUUAUGUCAAACUUUCUAUACAGUUCAAUAAUAUUUAUAAAGUUGUGUAUUUAAUUAUGCCCUUUUAUGUGCAUCUUCUUAAAGGCACAAUGUUAAAAUAUUGUGACGUGAAUAUGACUUAUGAUAUG
Cuscuta epithymum is the source of this 1933-nucleotide messenger RNA. NCBI's taxonomy places the organism in Eukaryota, Viridiplantae, Streptophyta, Magnoliopsida, Solanales, Convolvulaceae. The record is from the annotation of a GenBank genome assembly.